AUGGGGGGGGAGGAGAGCUGCUGGCUCUGAAUAAAACCUUGGCUAUGAUGACCUUCCCCUGCUCCUGAUCUCAUUUAUGCAGUGUUUCUGGCUCAGAUGUUCGGAGUGACACCCUUUUGCCAAAUUCUGCGGUGUGUCUGGCAAGACGGCUCACCAUGGCGCAAGAAGAUGCAGCAUUGCUGCCCACCUUGAAGCUACUGUUGGUUGGAGACAGUGCAGUAGGGAAAUCCAGCCUUCUGCGGAGAUUUACUGAAAACCAGUUUGAGCCAUACCUCAACCCAACCAUUGGUGUUGAUUUUAAAGUGAAGAAGAUGGUGAUUGGUGACCUUCCCCUGCAACUAGCAAUAUGGGACACAGCAGGGCAGGAGCGAUUUCGAACACUGACCCCUAGCUAUUAUCGAGGUGCUCAAGGUGUAAUUUUAGUUUAUGACGUCACCAGGAAAGAGACUUUUGCGGGUCUGGACAGCUGGCUGCAAGAGCUAGAGAUAUAUACAAAGAAGAAUGUUGUGAAGAUGCUUGUGGGCAACAAAAUCGAUGAGACCAACCGUGAGGUCGAGAGAAAGGAAGGCUUGAAGUUUGCUCGGAAACACUCCAUGCUGUUUGUAGAGGCCAGUGCUAAAAUGAAGGAUGGAGUGCAAAGUGCCUUUGAAGACGUCGUGCUAAGGAUACUGCAGACACCAGGACUUUGGAAUGUCAGAAAGGAAAACAUAAAGCUGGCCGAGAGCAGAGCCCUUAAAGAAGCUGAUGCCUGCGGUGCAUCUUGUUCUGUUGCUUAAAACCCAGCUCCUUCCAAUAAAAUAGCUCAAGUGAAACAUACCUAAGAGGCAGACUCCUCCCUCGUGCCCCAUCACAAU
Rhineura floridana is the source of this 854-nucleotide messenger RNA. RefSeq names its product ras-related protein Rab-18-like. The coding region runs from base 156 to 776 and encodes 206 amino acids. Gene Ontology annotation, molecular function: GTPase activity; GTP binding. The transcript is spliced from 8 exons. NCBI's taxonomy places the organism in Eukaryota, Metazoa, Chordata, Lepidosauria, Squamata, Rhineuridae. The record is from RefSeq and is a predicted model, not a curated record.